Leucoraja erinaceus (little skate) is the source of this 2412-nucleotide messenger RNA. It is a transcript of the gene rhag, whose product is annotated as Rh associated glycoprotein. Gene Ontology annotation, molecular function: ammonium channel activity. Gene Ontology annotation, biological process: ammonium transmembrane transport; ammonium homeostasis. NCBI's taxonomy places the organism in Eukaryota, Metazoa, Chordata, Chondrichthyes, Rajiformes, Rajidae. Gene Ontology annotation, cellular component: plasma membrane. The transcript is spliced from 10 exons. The coding region runs from base 56 to 1423 and encodes 455 amino acids. The record is from RefSeq and is a predicted model, not a curated record.
UGUUUAAACUCAAGCAGUGUAUCUCAGAAAGUUUAUUGAGACGAUAAAGUGUGCAAUGCCUACAUCCUACUCUACCAACAUGCGUUCAAAGUUUCCUAUCCUGGCAAUAACGCUGGAAAUUUUGAUCAUUAUUUUAUAUGGGAUUUUUGUCACAUAUGACGAUGGAGCUGAUUCGAGACAUAUUUUGAAAAACACAACCACAACAGAAAAGUUAUACAAACUAUAUCCAAGUUUCCAGGAUGUGCACGUUAUGAUCUUUGUUGGAUUUGGCUUUCUUAUGACCUUUUUGAAGAAAUAUGGCUUCAGCAGUGUGGGACUUAAUUUACUUAUUGCUGCCUUUGGUCUUCAAUGGGGCACGCUGAUGCAAGGCUGGUUGCACAAUUACAAAGAUGGACAAAUCAAAGUCAACAUUUUGACCUUAAUCAACGCAGACUUCAGCGCAGCAGCGGUGUUGAUUUCAUUUGGAGCAGUCUUGGGGAAGACUAGUCCAGUCCAACUUCUGAUCAUGACUUUGUUGGAGAUUACAAUAUUUGCUUUCAAUGAGCAUCUGGUUACUGGGAUCCUGAUGGCCAAAGAUGUUGGUGCAUCAAUGACUAUUCAUGCAUUUGGUGCAUACUUUGGACUGGUUGUUGCUCGAGUCCUCCACAGGCCAAAUUUGCAAGAAUGCCAAGAAAAUGAAGGAUCUGUAUAUCACUCGGAUUUAUUUGCUAUGAUAGGUACUGUGUUCUUAUGGAUGUUUUGGCCAAGCUUUAACUCUGCCAUAGUAGAGUCUCCAGAUGGGCAGUACAGAGCUGUCAUAAACACUUAUUACUCUCUAGCUGCAUGUGUGCUGGCAGUUUAUGCUCUCUCCUGCUUACUCGAUAAGAACGGAAAGCUAGACAUGGUUCAUAUACAAAAUGCGACUCUGGCAGGUGGUGUAGCUGCUGGAACCUCUGCUGACAUGAUGAUCUUUCCUUAUGGAAGUCUGGUGAUUGGAUUUGUUGCUGGAAUAGUCUCGACAAUUGGAUUUAAAUAUCUAACGCCACUGUUAGCAUCUAAAGCUAAACUACAUGAUACAUGUGGUGUACAUAAUCUUCAUGGUUUACCUGGAAUAAUUGGAGGUCUGGCCGGUAUAGUUGGAGCAGGAAUGGCCAGCGAUGCAUUAUAUGGGAAUGGCCUUUAUGAAACUUUCCCAGAAAGGCGCCAGAGAACUGCCAUGGUACAGGCUGGAUACCAAGCUGCUGGACUGGGCACCUCUCUUGCUAUAGCCAUCAUUGGAGGACUUAUUACAGGUUUCAUUCUUCGCAUUCCAGUUUGGGGACAGCCACCAGACCAAAAUUGUUUUGAUGAUCAAAUUUAUUGGGAGGUGCCAGACAGUGAAAAUGAGCACAAUGAGCUUCUUUCAUCAGAACAUGGAAAACACCAGAGUAAUCCUGUAGCAUGAUCCAGCUUGAGUUUUGAAGGAACAUAUCAACAUUCCAAAACAACCCAACAUUGCGAGGCGUACUUAAUUUGAAUUCAACAUAUUUUAUCUUGCAUUGAAAAUGUAAUUGAGUAACAAAAAUCCACAAAUAACGUCAGAAUUUUUAAUUUCAGUCUUCCUUUUUUCAUAAAGAUCUUCAUUUAAAAGUAUUCAAACAAAGUACCCGAUUUGAGUGUUGGAACAAAACACCUUUUUUUAUUCAUAAAUUCAUAUUUUAUAAUUAUUUUUGCCGAUAUCUUUCUUAAACUGCUAGGAUAUUGCUUCUUUUGCUUGACAUUAUUCUCCUUUUUGGGAUAGAGUUGCAAUGAUACGCGCCUUCAGAUGAUUGCAUACUGCACCAAUACAAGACCUAAGAGUAUAAUCUUAGACCUUAGCUACUGAGGGAGUGUUGAGUUACUGCAGGUAUUGCCCAGCACUCAAGCAGAAACAAAAGUCUCUAUAGUUAUCUUUUUUUUUAAAUGUAGGAGAGCUCUCCAAGUUCUAGACUGAAUUAAUAAUGUAAUUAAAACCAACAACAAAGAGCAAAUGGUUAUACACAUUAUUAAUGUCUCAGGGACUUAACUGUAUAUACGUUGACUGACUUACAUAAUAGGUAUUUAGCACAAAAAAAUUAUUGUAUCUCCAUUAUUCAAGAUGACCUAAGCAUAUGAAAAGCAGUGUGUGAAUUUCCAAAUAUUCUCCUUUUACAUAUUGCUCAUUAGACAUACAAACAUAAAUUAGCAAGGAAAACAUAAAUCACAUGGGUUCUGCUUCCUGAUCAGUGGACAAAGAUCAUGCUGUAAAGAUAGAAAUGGAUGUGAUUUAUCUCACGGUAUAACAUCUUGCCAAACCUUACUCACGUGAUUCACACAUAAAGAAUAGCAUCUUUCACAAGGUGUUGAAGAGUUCCUGGUUUUUAUAAACUUUCCUCCAUGAAUCAAUCAUUUCAAAAUAAAAGAAAAUUCAAAUAA